UUUGCAUUUUUUUUUCAAUCCAUCUCCUGACUUGUGCCUGCUGUGUUUGCUUCAGUUGCAGUACCAGGAAAGCUCUUUUCAUGCUGACCACAGCUCAUCACAGUUGAAAGUCAAAUGGCUUUUUGUGCCAUUGAGAAAGUGAUUGACCUGAUUGACCUUACAAGUCAUUUUUAGGAUGGUUUUUUUUUCAUCUCAGUGAUUCUGGUUUUUUUUUUUUUCUGACAUGGUGUUAUAUCUUUCACUUGGAUGUUAUACAGCUGGAUAAAACGAAAACUGUCCGUCUUCAUUUCAGGUUGCGAAGCAACAAAAUGCGAUUAUUUUAAAGAGGGUGAUUCUUUUCUAUACCCACUGUAUAUUUCUAUGAGAGAUGCCUGGAAAACAACACAACUUCCCAAAUUCAUUUAAAUGAUGUUCAAUGAAGGUUUUGUUCUUGAAGGCCAUUUUAAUAUUUGGAAUUGUUAUUUCUGUAUUUCUAAGAAUUUCUCAGGCUACGUUGUUGCCAGACAGCAUAGAGUAAAAAUAGCAUUCAUAGCAGUGAAACCGUUACUAAGAAUGAGGAUGUUAAAAUAUGUUGUUGUCUACAGUUAUGAUGUCUGACAUCACAUGCUCAUCAUAUGCGUGCUAUACUCUAAGGCAUUUGUACAGUUUGCGAUUUAAGUACUGACAGAGGAAAGAGAGGGAGGGGUAAGCUAAAUAAACACAACUACUGAUCUCUAUUUAUCUCUUUCAACUAACGUGGUCUCUCAGGGGAGGCCUCAGAUGCAAAUGUGUGUGUGUCUGCAGUAGAUGGGCUGACUGUAUGUCAUCAAAUAUAUUUGAGUGAGAGAAAAAAUAUAUUUAAGUAUGCUGAGGUCACACAAAAUUAGCACCCAGUAUGAUGCCUUUCUGGACCUUUCUGGUUUUCUUCUGGACUAUAACUAAACUCCGAGUAGAGAACUGGGGAGACUGACUGCAGUGAAUAUAGGAUGGGUUGUGCUAGUAGUGACCAGAAACAUCACAAAGACUCUAAAGAGCAUGACCAUAAUAAUUCAGCAAACUCUAACACAUCUCAUUUGAAAAGAGAUCACAGGAAGCAAAACAAUCAAGAUGAAGACAUUGUUAUUGCUCAAUAUGACUUCCAGCCUGCUAGUGACAGUGAUCUUCAGUUCAAAAAAGGUGACAGACUCAAGAUUAUUAAUGACAAUGGUGAAUGGUGGUUGGCGAAGUCCUUGAUCACUGGUUAUGAGGGAUAUAUUCCGUCUGCGUAUGUGGCAAGAGUAUACACACUGGAGGUGGAGAGAUGGUUUUUCAAGGAUUUGAGUCGCAGGGACACAGAGCGUCUUCUGCUGGCACCAGGAAACAAACCUGGCUCAUUUCUUGUGAGAGAAAGUGAAACAACCAAAGGUGCUUUCUCUCUGUCUAUAAGAGACUCCACCCCAGAGCAAUGUGAUGUAGUCAAGCAUUAUAAGAUCCGAGCCCUUGAUAAUGGUGGUUACUACAUCUCUCCCUCCACAACAUUUCCUUCUCUUCAAGAACUAAUAAAGUAUUACUCCAGGACAGAUGAUGGUUUGUGUCAGAAGCUAGGAAGUCCCUGUAAAACUGGUUCCCCUCAGAGACCCUGGGCUCAAGAUGAGUGGGAGAUUCCCAGAGAGACUCUGAAGAUGGUGAAAAAACUUGGUGCUGGCCAGUUUGGAGAAGUAUGGAUGGGUAAGAAGCAGAAGAAAAUUUAGUCGCGCAAUGUUGCC
Molecule: messenger RNA, 1724 nt
Organism: Cyprinus carpio (common carp)
Lineage: Eukaryota; Metazoa; Chordata; Actinopteri; Cypriniformes; Cyprinidae
Product: tyrosine-protein kinase HCK-like
Exons: 9
Coding region: 966-1709 (247 amino acids)
Molecular function (GO): protein binding
Source: RefSeq, a predicted model, not a curated record